Molecule: messenger RNA, 712 nt
Organism: Austrofundulus limnaeus
Lineage: Eukaryota; Metazoa; Chordata; Actinopteri; Cyprinodontiformes; Rivulidae
Gene: pvalb5
Product: parvalbumin 5
Exons: 5
Coding region: 136-462 (108 amino acids)
Cellular component (GO): cytoplasm
Molecular function (GO): calcium ion binding
Source: RefSeq, a predicted model, not a curated record
ACAGUCUGGAUCACAAAUCUGCAAGAGAGACUCUGUGAGUUCAGCACAAAGCGUGAGAGAGAGGCAGACAUCUGCACAUCAUCUGCUCCAAGAGUAUAAGUAAGCUCACGCGCAGCACGGCAGCCUCAGAGGACCAUGGCAUUUGCAGGGAUGCUGAGCGACGAAGACAUCAAGACUGCAGUCCAGGCUUGUCAAGCUCCGGGCGAGUUCGACUUCAAGCUGUUCUUCUCACAAGUGGGACUGGCGGGCUCGUCUGAGGAGGACAGGCAAAAAGUGUUUACAGUCCUGGACCAGGACAAGAGCGGAUACAUCGAGGAAGAGGAGUUAAAAUUGUUCCUUCAGAACUUCUGCUCCGAGGCCAGGGAGCUGACUGUGGCUGAAACUAAAGCUCUGAUGGCUGCAGGGGACAAAGACGGGGAUGGUAAAAUCGGGAUGGAAGAGUUCUGUGAUCUCCUAAAUUAAAAACAUUAAACACAAAAGACCACAGCUGUGUCUUUUUCAUUUUUCUUUUAUUUGUUUUUGAACAGGGAGUUAAUUCAUACAGAAUUUGACUUUCCAGUUAGGUUGAUGAAUAAAAACGAGCCCGUAUAUUACCUGCCUGCUUCUCUGCCCUUUUUAUGAUGAAGAUGAUGGAUUGCCAAAUGGCCAAAACUGCAUCCAGAAUAUGUACCUACUUAUGAAAUGUGUCUCAAUAAAUUUACUUAAGUUGUAA